AUGGGCCAACCUCCACCUCCAUCGUCAUCAUCAUCUCUCUUCACAAUAACGGAACAUGUUCUUGAAUGCCAGCAUAUUCGGGAGUACCCCAAAGCCACCAAAGCUGGCACCGAUUCACCAAAGCUUGUGGUGAAAAGGUAUACACCAAGAUUAAAUUUGAACACCAGACCGGGAGACCUGACAAUAAUUGGUGCCCAUGGGUCCGGAAUUCCUAAGGAAGUCUACGAACCGCUAUGGGGUGACAUAUAUCUGAAACUGGUCAACCAAGGUAUUCGAGUUAAUUCAAUCUGGAUCGCCGAUACUGCGAGCCAAGGGGCGAGCGGUGUUGUAAACGAGGGUAUUCUGGGAAAUGAUCCCUCAUGGUUCGACCACGCGCGAGAUUUACUGUUCAUGAUCAAUCAAUUCAAAGCCGACAUGCCCAGCCCGAUUGUUGGGAUCGGGCAUAGCCUCGGAGCUGGACAAUUAGCCUUGUUAUCACUACUGCAUCCGCGGCUCCUCACAUCUCUCGUUAUGAUCGAGCCUGUUCUAGAAAAGGACCUCCACACCGGCCAUGGUGUAAGUUUUGCGAAAGUAACGCUCCCGCGAAAGACCGCCUGGUCUUCACACGACGAGGCAGCAAGAUACUUCAAGAAAAUCCACAAGAAGUGGGAUCCCCGAGCUCAUGAUCUGUGGAUGGAACACGGGCUUCGUGAGAUUUACGCCCCGGAGGAGCAUACAUCGGAGACACCUCUGGAAUCUUCGCCUGUCGUAUCAAAGCCGCUGAUUACUCUAACAACAUUGCCCGAGCAGGAAGUGGUGUUCUACGUGCGACCUAACUUCGACAGAAAGAAACCGGCAUCCGGUGACGCGUCGCAUCCGGACAUCAUUGGGCCGCCGCACGCAAUUUAUCCAUUCUAUCGGUAUGAGCCAAUCCUGGCGUGGAAUCUAUUGAAACACAUUCGGCCACCAGUGCUGUAUCUAUUUGGUGAUAAGAGCCCAUUCUCGAGUCCUCAGGGCCGAGAAGAGAAGGUGGAGCGGACAGGGAUUGGGAUUGGUGGGAAUGGAGGGCAUGAAAGGGGUAAGGUUAAGGCGGUUACGAUUCCUGGUACCGGGCAUAAUUUGCCGCUCGAGAAUAUUCCUAGGGUCUCUGAUGAGAUUGCUGGGUGGCUGAAGACUGAGAUGGAGAGGUGGAAAGAGGAAGAGAAGGCAAAUUAUUGUGGACAUCCGGGUGGUGAGGAGACGUCCGGAUUGAAGAACUGGGGUCCACAUUUGGAUGAGUCACUGCGCAUAGCCAAAGCGGCAAGGAGAUCGAAUUUGUAG
Molecule: messenger RNA, 1299 nt
Organism: Aspergillus puulaauensis
Lineage: Eukaryota; Fungi; Ascomycota; Eurotiomycetes; Eurotiales; Aspergillaceae
Exons: 4
Coding region: 1-1299 (432 amino acids)
Source: RefSeq, a predicted model, not a curated record